Molecule: messenger RNA, 576 nt
Organism: Parnassius apollo (apollo)
Lineage: Eukaryota; Metazoa; Arthropoda; Insecta; Lepidoptera; Papilionidae
Source: the annotation of a GenBank genome assembly
AUGUCUAAGCUGGACGUGGAGGCGGCAGUGAAACAGGCUGGUGGUAAGAAUGGAGUGGCUAGGAUACACUUAGAACAACUAAAGCUUGAUGAAGUACUUUACGCUCUACAAAAACUCAAGCCAAAAAAGUCAACGGGACCCGACGGCAUACCGCCCUACAUUUUCAAAGACUGUAGACUAGUAAUUGGUAAGCCACUUCUCUACAUCUUUAAUCAGUGCCUGGCGGAGGCAGUGUUUCCAGAUAGAUGGAAAACAACCAAGGUAGUCCCAGUACCAAAAGGAAAGUCAGCAUCAAACGUGAACCAAUAUAGGCCGGUUGCUGUGCUUUCAACACCAGCUAAAGUACUGGAGGCUGCAGUACACAAGAGCAUCCUCUCGCAGGUUAAUGUACAGCUUUCAGAUGAGCAACACGGUUUUAGACUCGACAGGAGCACCACCAGCAACCUAAUUAAUUAUAUGAAUUAUAUUGUACCUGAAGUGGAUGCUGGGGGACAGGUAGAAGUAGCUUUCGUGGAUUACAAAAAAGCUUUCGACCUAGUGGAUAAUACAUACUGCUCACAAAAAUGGCAGGUGUAG